GUUUGGUUCUGACGAGUUGAAAAAACAAUUCCUCAUACCAACUAUAGCUGGAGAUUUUGUGGCUUGCUUGGGAAUCAGUGAAGCUGGAGCUGGGUCAGAUGUUGCAAAUAUUGAGGCAUAUGUUUGUUUAAGUCGGAACUCUGAAAUUGAUGGCCUCCUCAAUAUCAAGACGACAGCUGUGAGAAAAGGCGAUGAAUAUGUCGUAAAUGGUGGUAAGAUGUGGACUACGUCUGGGUGCCAAGCAGACUGGAUGUGCCUGCUGGCAAACACCAGUGAUGGACCUCCCCAUCGAAAUAAAUCUCUCAUAUGUCUGCCAAUGAAUCUACCUGGCGUUCAUGUUGCCAAAAAGAUAGACAAACUGGGCAUGAGGUCGUCGGACACAGCUCAGAUCUUUUUCGAAGACGUCAGGGUCCCCAGCAAAAACCUCAUUGGCGAGGAAGGAAAGGGUUUUAUGUAUCAGAUGUUGCAGUUCCAGGAAGAGCGACUGUGGGGAGUAGCCACUGUCCUGACACCGCUGGAAGCUACAAUACAAGAAACUAUUGACUACACUCGCCAGCGGAAAGCGUUUGACCGGCCGGUCCUGCACAACCAAGCCGUGCACUUCCGCCUGGCCGAGCUGGCAACCGAAGUGGAGCUGCUGCGCUCGCUGCUGUACCGCACUGUUGCUCUCUAUGUGGAAGGCAAGGAUGUGACAAAAUUUGCCUCCAUGGCUAAGCUAAAGGCAGGUCGUCUGGCCCGUGAAGUGACUGAUAGCUGUCUCCAGUUUUGGGGAGGAAUGGGAUUCACCAGCGAGGUUCUGGUGAGCAGAUUUUACAGAGACUUGAGAUUAAUGUCGAUAGGAGGUGGUACAGAUGAAACCAUGCUUUCCAUCAUAUGCAAAUACAUGGAAACACUUCCAAGCAAGUGACGCAUCUCAGCUCUUCUUGAAAACCGAGCAAGAGCAUGGCUUGUACCUCACACCGAAGG
Molecule: messenger RNA, 966 nt
Organism: Tauraco erythrolophus (red-crested turaco)
Lineage: Eukaryota; Metazoa; Chordata; Aves; Musophagiformes; Musophagidae
Source: RefSeq, a predicted model, not a curated record